This is a messenger RNA of Polyodon spathula (Mississippi paddlefish), 6703 nucleotides long. RefSeq names its product phosphatidylinositol 4-kinase alpha-like. Gene Ontology annotation, molecular function: 1-phosphatidylinositol 4-kinase activity. Lineage: Eukaryota; Metazoa; Chordata; Actinopteri; Acipenseriformes; Polyodontidae. The record is from RefSeq and is a predicted model, not a curated record. Gene Ontology annotation, biological process: phosphatidylinositol-mediated signaling; phosphatidylinositol phosphate biosynthetic process. Bases 197 to 6496 code for a protein of 2099 amino acids. The transcript is spliced from 54 exons. Gene Ontology annotation, cellular component: plasma membrane; cytoplasm.
UGUUUUGUUUUGUUUUUUAACAUCGGGCACAUAUCGGUGUUUUCAAGUCUAAACAGCUGGAGCUCCUUUGCUGUGUUUUUGAAUUUUGCCUUUGCUUUUCCCUGCCUGUCUUUCUGCACGGCGCUGAGCAGUUUGUCCCCUCUCCCGCGCCGUCUCCGCCCCCGCUGUUUGCUCCCUGUCGGAUGGAGGGAGGAAGAUGUCGGUGGAAGGGGGUGGAAGCCGCGGGUUUUAUUUCAACACCGUUCUGUCUCUUUCUCGGUCCCUGGCCGCACACAGACCUGCACCGCUAGACAAGGUUCAGAAGCUGCAAUGCAUGUGCCCGGUGGAUUUCCACGGGAUCUGUCAGCUGGACCAGCGGCGGAGGGACGCAGUUAUUGCGCUGGGGAUUUUUCUGGUGGAGUCUCAGCUCCAGCAUAAAGAAACUAUAGUUCCGUAUUUGCUUCGCCUGCUGAAGGGGUUACACAAAGUGCAAUGGAUAGAAGAGAGCACAGGAAGAAAAGGAAAAGCCCUGCCAGUUGCAGAAAACUUCAGCUUCUGCUUGGUGACGCUCCUGUUUGAUGUAGCGCAGAGGGAUGCAUCACUGCGAGGACAGAUUUUGGAAGCUGUUAUGGAUGUGAUGCAGGUUCUCCUGGGGAUGUGUCAGUCUCCUCAAUCUCAAGAUAAAGAGUAUCUGUGCAGAUAUGCAGUCCCGUGUCUGAUUGGAAUUGCCCGAGCUUUCGGGCGCUACAGUAAUACGGACGAGUCCCUUCUUUCCAAACUCUUCCCCAAGACAGCCCUGCAGCCUCCGCGGGUUGCUGAUGAGCUGGAGGGGGUGCGCAGGCGCUCCUUUAAUGAUUUCAGGUCCAUCAUGCCCAGCUCGCUGCUCUCUGCCUGCCAGGGGGACUCGUUGAAGCGCAAGACCAGCAGCGUCUCCAACACCUCGCAGCCUAGCCCAGAUCUUGGAGGGCCCUCUCCUAGCUCCCCUGGAGGACCAAACACGCAGUAUUUUGAAGGUUCCUAUCUUCCAGAUGGCAGUGCAGUAGAUCCCGAUUACUAUUUCUCAACCAUCAGCUCCAGCUUCUCUGUGUCUCCUCUGUUUACUGGCAGCAGCAGCAAGGAGUUUGCCAUUCCCCUGGAUGUGCUGAGGCAGCUUCUACACAUGGUGAAGCAGGUCGUUGUGGACUCGGUUCUGAAAACACUGGAUGCAACCAUGGAAGAAGUGUUGGAGGUUAAUCCCGAAGUGGAGCUCUAUUACAAAACCUUUAGCGACCCCUUGUAUGUGGCCAUGUUUAAAAUGCUGAGGGACACUUUGUACUAUAUGAAAGAUCUGCAGACCUCGUUUGUUAAGGAAGUCCAUGACUUUGUGCUGGAGCAGUUCAGCAGCAGCCAGUCUGAGCUGCAGAAGAUACUUCACGACAUGGAGAGACUGCACAAUGAGCUGAGCCCUCUGAAACUGCGCUGCCAGGCCAAUGCUGCCUGUGUGGACCUGAUGGUGUGGGCAGUUAAGGAUGAACAAGGUGCUGAGAACCUGUGCACAAAGCUGUCUGAGAAACUGCAGUCCAAAACAUCAAGUAAAGUCAUUAUCGCUCACAUGCCACUGCUUAUCUGCUGUCUACAGGGUUUGGGCCGUCUGUGUGAGCGCUUCCCUGUGGUUGCUCAUUCUGUGACCAUGUCUCUUCGGGAUUUCCUUGUGGUUCCGUCUCCAGUGUUGGUCAAACUGUACAAGUAUCACAGUCAAUAUCACACAGGGACUGGAGAAAUUAAGAUCAGUGUGACUAACGAGUACUCUCAGUCUACACUGAAUGUUUUAUCCAACAAGAAAAGCCAGCCCUCGAUGUAUGAACAGCUGAGAGAUAUUUCAAUAGACAACAUCUGUAGGUGUCUCGAGGCUGGGCUGACUAUGGAUCCUGUGAUUGUGGAGGCUUUCCUGGCCAGUCUGUCGAACCGUUUGUACAUUUCCCAGGAAAAUGAUAAGGAGGCCCGCCUUAUUCCUGACCACACGAUCCGAUCCCUUGGUCACAUUGCCGUGGCGCUGAGGGACACCCCCAAGGUCAUGGAGCCCAUCCUGCAGAUCCUGCAGCAGAAGUUCUGCCAGCCUCCUUCCCAGCUCGACGUGCUCAUCAUUGACCAGCUGGGCUGCAUGGUCAUCACUGGCAAUCAAUACAUUUACCAGGAGGUUUGGAACCUCUUCCAGCAGAUCAGUGUGAAAGCCAGCUCAGUGGUGUACUCCGCUACAAAAGACUACAAGGACCAUGGAUACAGGCACUGUUCUCUCGCUGUGAUCAAUGCUCUCGCUAACAUAGCAGCAAACCUGCAGGGGGAGCAGCUGGUGGAUGAGCUGCUGGUCAAUCUGCUGGAGCUAUUUGUCCAGCUGGGACUGGAGGGAAAGAGAGCCAGUGAACGGGCCAGUGAGAAAGGACCAGCCCUCAAGGCUUCGAGCAGUGCAGGAAACUUGGGAGUGCUUAUUCCUGUCAUUGCUGUGCUGACUCGGAGGCUGCACCCUAUUAAAGAAGCCAAACCCAGGCUGCAGAAGCUCUUCCGUGAUUUCUGGCUCUACUCUGUGGUGAUGGGCUUUGCUGUGGAGGGCUCAGGCCUGUGGCCAGAGGAGUGGUAUGAAGGAGUGUGUGAGAUUGCGUCCAAGUCUCCACUGCUGACCUUUCCAAGUGGAGAGCCGCUCCGCUCCGAGCUGCAGUACAACUCAGCCCUGAAGAACGACACGGUCACCCCUGCUGAGCUGAAUGAAUUGAGGAGCACCAUUAUAAACCUGCUGGACCCCCCUCCUGAAGUAGCUGCUUUGAUAAACAAACUGGACUUUGCCAUGUCUACCUACCUGCUCUCUGUCUACAGGCUGGAGUAUAUGAGGGUGUUGCGCUCCAUGGAUCCAGACCGUUUCCAGGUCAUGUUCCGCUAUUUCGAGGACAAAGCAAUUCAGAAAGACAAGUCAGGAAUGAUGCAGUGUGUGAUUGCAGUUGCGGAUAAGGUCUUUGAGGUUUUCCUGCAAAUGAUGGCUGACAAGGUUGGUGGCAUUAGUAAUACCAAUAUAUCUGUGUUUGUUAAUUCCGUUGAAGAGGAGGCAAACGGAGCACGGAGAACAGCGUCCAAGGGAGUGCUAAUCGACACCUCACCACCUGCAUCAAAGAACUUUUGGUACGACCAUGUAGGAGUCUGGAGCACGAGGGCAGGAGGGAGCGCGACCAUGCACCAUUGGAAACGACCCCUCUCCCUCAGCGCUGAUAUUCACAAGGACCAGCCCUACUAUGACAUUCCAGACACUCCACACAGAAUCACUGUUCCAGACACCUAUGAAGCCAGAGAGAGCAUAGUUAAAGAUUUUGCAGCACGCUGUGGUGAGAUUCUGAAGGAGGCAAUGAAGUGGGCUCCGACUGUCACUAAAUCACAUCUUCAGGAAUAUUUAAAUAAGCAUCAGAACUGGGUGUCUGGUCUGUCCCAGCACACUGGCCUGGCCAUGGCUACUGAGAGCAUUCUGCACUUUGCUGGUCACAACAGGCAGAACACCACAUUAGGGACUACCCAGUUAACUGAAAGGCCCUCCUGUGUGAAGAAGGAUUACUCAAACUUCAUGGCUUCUCUGAACCUCCGGAACCGCUAUGCAGGAGAGGUUGCAGGGAUGAUCCAGUUCUCUGAAGCCACGGGAAGGACCUCGGACAUCAACAAGCUAGCAAUUAAACAGAUGACUGACGCUCUAGAUGCAGGGCAGCCUGAGGCUUACACACAGGCUAUGUUCAAGCUCACCGCGCUUCUCAUCAGCAGCAAAGACUGCGACCCUCAGCUCCUGCAUCACCUGUGCUGGGACCCUCUGAAGAUGUUCACAGAGCAUGGGAUGGAGGCUGCCAUAGCCUGCUGGGAGUGGCUCCUGGCUGCCAGGAACAGAGAGGAGGUUCCAUUUAUGCGCGAGAUGGCUGGAGCCUGGCAGAUGACUGUGGAGCUGAAAAUGGGCCUGUUCUCGGAAGCUCAGAAAGAGGCUGAUCCCCUGGCCGCUUCUGAAGAGAGCCAGCCAGCCCCAUGCCCUCCGGAGGUCACUCCACACUACAUCUGGAUUGAUUUCCUGGUGCAGCGCUUUGAAAUUGCAAAGUACUGCAGUGCAGACCAGGUUGAAAUAUUUGCUACUCUGCUCCAGAGAUCCUUCUCUCUCAAUGUUGGGGGACCGAAAGGCACCAUUAACCGCCACGUUGCCGCCAUUGGACCACGUUUCAGGUUGCUGACCCUUGGGCUUGCCCUCCUUCAUUCGGACGUUGUCGCAAAUGCAACGAUUCGAAAUGUGCUGAGAGAGAAGAUCUACUCCACUGCGUUUGAUUACUUUAGUGUCACGCCAAAGUUCCCCACCCAGGGAGAGAAGAGGCUGCGAGAGGAUAUCAGUAUAAUGAUCAAGUUUUAUGCCAGCAUGCUGUCUGAUAAGAAGUACCUUGCUGCAAGCCAGCUUGUACCACCUGACAAUCAGGAUCCUUCUGUGAAUAGCCUGUCCGUGAUGACGCCGACGGAUUCCAGGAAUAAUCUUGACGUGACAGUUGGGUCCCGACAGCAGACCACCCAGGGCUGGAUAAACACCUACCCUCUUUCCAGUGGGAUGUCCACCAUCUCCAAGAAAUCAGGUUUGUCUAAGAAGAGUAACAGGGGAACCCAGUUGCACAAGUACUAUAUGAAACGCAGGACAUUGCUGCUUGCUUUACUAGCCAGUGAGAUUGAGCGCCUCACCACCUGGUAUAACCCGCUGUCCACCCAGGAGCUGAUAAUCUCUACAGAGCAGUCUGUGGAGACCAGUAUAGCCAACUGGAGGUCCAAGUACAUCAGCCUGAGUGAGAAACAGUGGAAGGACAACGUGAACCUGGCCUGGAGCAUCUCUCCCUACCUCGCGAUCCACCUGCCAGACAGGUUUAAAAACACUGAAUCUAUCGGUUCUGAAGUGACCCGUUUGGUCCGCCUCGACCCAGGAGCUGUCAGUACUAUACCAGAAGCAAUCAAGUACCUGGUAACGUGGCACACUAUUGAUGCCGAUUCCCCUGAACUGAGCCAUAUUCUGUGCUGGGCACCAGCUGACCCUCCCACGGGCCUGUCCUAUUUCUCCAGCAUGUUUCCACCACAUCCCCUCACCGCUCAGUACGGGGUUAAAGUCCUGAGGUCAUUCCCUCCGGAUGCCAUUCUGUUCUACAUUCCUCAAAUUGUCCAGGCACUUCGAUAUGACAAGAUGGGGUAUGUUAGAGAGUAUAUCCUGUGGGCAGCAGCAAAGUCCCAGCUUCUGGCACACCAGUUCAUCUGGAACAUGAAAACCAACAUCUACCUGGAUGAGGAAGCACACCAUAAAGAUCCUGACAUCGGAGAUCUGCUGGAGCAGCUGGUGGAGGAGAUCACAGGCUCGCUGUCUGGACCUGCCAAGGACUUCUACCAGAGGGAGUUCGACUUCUUCAACAAGAUCACCAAUAUCUCUGCUAUUAUAAAACCUACCCCUAAAGGUGAGGAGAGAAAGAAAGCUUGCUUGAGAGCUCUGUCUGAGAUUAAAGUACAGCCUGGCUGUUACCUGCCCAGUAAUCCUGAAGCCAUAGUUUUAGACAUUGACUACAAAUCAGGAACACCUAUGCAAAGUGCGGCAAAAGCUCCAUACUUGGCUAAAUUCAAGGUGAAAAGGUGUGGUGUUAGUGAACUGGAGAAAGAAGGGCUGCGCUGCCGCUCUGAUUCUAUUGAUGAGGCCGAUGAGAACGGAGAAGGGGCAAGGAAAAUCUGCUGGCAGGCAGCCAUCUUCAAAGUGGGCGAUGACUGUAGACAGGACAUGUUAGCACUGCAGAUCAUUGGACUCUUCAAGAACAUAUUCCAGCUGGUCGGGCUGGACCUGUUUGUGUUCCCCUACAGAGUGGUGUCAACAGCUCCAGGGUGUGGGGUUAUUGAAUGCAUUCCUGACUGCAAGUCUCGUGAUCAGCUGGGGCGACAGACAGAUUUUGGAAUGUAUGAUUAUUUCAGGAACCAGUAUGGAGAUGAGUCUACACUUGCCUUCCAGAAGGCGCGAUACAACUUCAUCCGCAGCAUGGCUGCCUACAGCCUCCUCCUCUUCCUGCUGCAGAUCAAAGACCGGCACAAUGGAAACAUCAUGCUGGAUAGCAAAGGGCACCUCAUUCACAUUGACUUUGGCUUCAUGUUUGAAAGCUCUCCCGGUGGUAACCUAGGCUGGGAGCCUGAUAUCAAGCUGACCGAUGAGAUGGUGAUGAUUAUGGGAGGGAAGAUGGAGGCCACGCCCUUCAAGUGGUUCAUGGAGAUGUGUGUCAGGGGAUACCUGGCUGUCAGACCUUACAUGGAUGCCGUUGUCUCCUUGGUAACCCUAAUGCUGGACACUGGUCUGCCAUGCUUCCGCGGACAGACUAUUAAGCUGCUGAAGCAAAGGUUCAAUCCCAAUGUAAGCGAGAAAGAAGCAGCAAACUAUAUAAUCAAGGUUAUUCAGAACUGCUUCCUCAGCAACAGGAGCAAAACCUAUGACAUGAUCCAGUAUUACCAGAACCAGAUCCCUUACUAACACUGAACCUUUUGCAAAAAAAAAAAAAAAACGAAACAAACCCCCGUCUAUCUGUUUUGUGGAAAUCAUAGCUGUUCCUUCUAAUUUAUGUGCACUUUAAAGAAAAGUUUACUGUAAUCAGUCUGCAUGUGCUGUGUCUGGGCAAUUCAGAGAUUAUUCCUGCCACUUAGAAGUUUGAUCUUGAAACAUUCUUGUCUCUGUUGAAAA